Nymphaea colorata (pocket water lily) is the source of this 1358-nucleotide messenger RNA. RefSeq lists its product as uncharacterized. Bases 204 to 656 code for a protein of 150 amino acids. NCBI's taxonomy places the organism in Eukaryota, Viridiplantae, Streptophyta, Magnoliopsida, Nymphaeales, Nymphaeaceae. The transcript is spliced from 3 exons. The record is from RefSeq and is a predicted model, not a curated record.
CCCCAACUUUCAGAAAAUUAAAUUAGAAAAAGGAAAAACGAGAAACUACAACAAACAUUCAGAGCAGGAAGUUUCAGGAGCGCUAAGUCCCCACGGUUUCGUAUUCCUUAAUCUGAAAAAUUCAACUCUCUCUCUCUGCCGUUUUGUGAGAAACGAUCACAGGGAGGUUGGCGAUAGAGGGUGCCAGAGGAGGAGGAAAGGAGAUGUCAAUUGGUUGGUGGUGUUGUAGCACAAGGGAGCCCGUCCUUCUGAAUCCGUCUUUGUUGAGGGGUUUCUUUGGUCGGAAGGGAAGGGUGGUGGGGUGGACGAUGCUCCCCAACAAGAGGUUUCUUAGACAAUCAGGGGCGAGGGCGUCGGCCGUCGAUUCCCAAGAGAGCUCUUCGGAUUUCGUCAAGCGUAUGGAGCAAGCGUGGUUGAUCUCUCAGCAACCAAGGCCAGUAGUUUGCAGUACUUGCAACUCAAAAGGGUAUGUGGAAUGCAAAUGGUGUGGAGGUACCGGCUUCUUCAUUCUUGGGGACAACAUGCUUUGUCAAGUGCCAUCAAGGAACACCAGCUGCGUUAUUUGUGCAGGAAAGGGCUCUGCAUGCUGCUCCAGUUGUAAAGGCACAGGCUUCCGUGCUAAGUGGCUUGAGCAAAGGACUUCAAGCAACCCUUGACUGGUACUUGAAAGAAGAAGCUGCGUUAACUUCUCGAGAAGGGUCGGCCAUCAUGAUUUCAGAUGAUGUUGGUUACUAAAGUGAAACUUCGUGGUUUUAUGAAGACAGGAUAUUAUUUUCCAUUCUAGACUACAGACCCUGCUAGUACAUUGGAGAGGCGGGAGCUUAUGACUCACUAUUUGUAUAAUGCGAAAUAACUGAAGUCCAACAAAACUUUACUCAGAAAAUAUAAUUUUGUGAGCCAAUAUCGAAGGCAUUGGGCAGAUAAAUUCAGCAGAAAAUCUGCAAACUGAAAGAAACUGUUAAAAUGAACUCUGAAUCGCCUUACCUGCAGAUAUCUGGUUUAUUCAAGGGAGGAUGCUCUGGCCUUCACCAGGUUGUGGGAUUCUCCUCACGCACACCCAAUAAAAACAUGCAAGUACAGGCAUUUAUUAGCAUGAAGUGAGCAGGGGCAUCUACAUGGGCAUUGAAUCAGACAAGUGUUUUGAGGGCCGUUUAUUCGAGAAGCACACUUUCCCUACUCUGUUGUUGGACAUCUAUAUGAAAUUUAACAUGCUACCAACUUUCAGAGUGCAACUAAGUUUUUCCACAUUUAUAAUUGUAGUUUCAGCUUUCUAGGCAUCAAUUAGAACUUGUUGCUUUGUUUAUUAGUCAUGAUUUGUAAAUGUUAUUAAUUAGUAACAAGUUGAUGAGUUAGUUGCC